This is a messenger RNA of Humulus lupulus (European hop), 1538 nucleotides long. Its product is annotated as auxin-responsive protein SAUR21-like. NCBI's taxonomy places the organism in Eukaryota, Viridiplantae, Streptophyta, Magnoliopsida, Rosales, Cannabaceae. The record is from RefSeq and is a predicted model, not a curated record. Gene Ontology annotation, biological process: response to auxin. Bases 1176 to 1472 code for a protein of 98 amino acids. The transcript has a single exon.
CCACAUUCUCUAUUAAAAAAAUCAUUUGUGCUCUAAAUGAAAACUCGGAAAGAAAGGUCAACAUGGCAUUUGAAUUGCCUGGUCUGUCACUUUCCAAUAUCAAAGAAGCAGCUUUGAAGACUGCAAACAUUCCAAAAAACGAUAAUUUUCAGUCUAUGUUGGAGAAGGCCAAAAGAAGAGUUAGUAGCUCUUUGUCUCAAGAGCUACUAAGUAUGGAAGAAAAAGAAUUAGUGGGUGAGUGUACAAUUCUUUGCAAAGAUGAUAUCUUCAUGGAUCUAAGUUCUCAGAAUUGUAAAUAGCAGCACUAAACAAGAAUGGGAGAAAGGUAAGAGGACAUCAAGUCCUUUGUAUGCAAUGGAGAAGAUUUCUAUAUCAGAAUCUAGAAGAAAAAAAGACUUCAACCAAAUAAUUCAUUCAAGGAAACGAAAUGCAAUGACAUUCAUUUGUAUCAUUCUUGGAAACAUUUCCUUUUGGCCACCCGGUGAAAAAAUAUUUAUAAUGUCUUGGCAUUGUUUGUCAUCAUUUUACGUUUCUAUAAAAUCAAUGUCCUAUUUAGGAUAUGAUCUAGUAUAUAUAUAUAUUUAUAUGCAUACAUAUAUAUUCCUCUAUUCAAAUGAACUGUGAAGCCUCAAGAGCCAAGUAGUUGGAUGGGGCAUAGUAAGAAGCAAAGUCCUUGACUAAUCACACGGUAUUGACCAAUCAAAGUUGAGACCAGUAGCUGGAUUAGUCUACUUAAGUUUCUUCCUCUGGUUGGUAGAAUUAUAAAAAAGGAUGAUGAGUAAGUUCAUUAUCUACCUUUCACAAUGGUUUUUCUUUGUUGCAAAUCUUAUGGCACAAGUGGGCUUUGUUGCUGUUUUUUCUCUUGGUAAUGGUUAGACAGAUCACAUGUAUAAAUGUCUCAAUUACAGCUAAACUUAAAUAUAUGACCUGGAAGACAAAGCCAUGUGAACUUUCAAAUGCUUAUGUCUCUUGCAAAUUCAUCAAUCCUUCCCAAAUGUCUUUAGAACCACUUAUUUAGAAGCCUUGGAUAUGCAUGCAUUCAAAAAAUCCAUUCAUCUAUAUAUAAAGGGUACAUAACCAAACAGCUGAAUCAUCAAGUCCUCACAUUCUCUACUACAAAAUAUUUUUGUGAACUCUAAUACUUCUUCUAAAGAAAAACAUAAAAGAAGAUCAACAUGGCAUUUGGAUUGUCCGGCUUUGUUCAGGGUAAGAAGGCUCUCCGAAGAUCACUUUCAGGCAUCAAAGAAGUAACCUUGAAGUCUGCAACUAUUCCAAAAGGCUGCUUAGCUGUCUAUGUUGGAGAAGAUCAGAAGAAGCGUUAUGUAGUACCUCUUUCAUACCUAAAUGAGCCUGCAUUUCAAGACUUGCUGAGUAUGGCAGAAGAAGAGUUUGGAUAUGAGCAUCCGAUGGGUGGACUCACAAUUCCAUGCAGAGAAGACAUAUUCAUUGAUAUCACAUCUCAGUUGAAUUGAUUGUAAUAUGUAGCUUUGACAUAGAUUCACAGAAACACAAUUUUGUAGAUCAUAUACUCUUACCUU